AGUAGUCGAGCACUGGUCGCAAGGAGCCGUUUUGUGCUAGAUUGGGGUCGCUGUCGUGCUCCGUGUUCGAUUGUGUCGUCGUGUGCUGAUUUCAUCUCGGUCGAUCGAAUCCCGUCGUCAUUGAUGAUUGCCUGAAAGCGAGAUAGAGUCUUAGUUUUCGAACGGCAGGGAGCUGUUACUAUACAAAACGAGCCUGGAGUGAGAGUAAGGCAGGUCACUCGUCCGAAUGAACAACUGCGAGUCCGUGGAGUGAUCGAAGUCAGUGCUGUUCAUUUCACGAUACUUCAGCCAGCAGUUGUGUGCUCUCGUUAGCGGUUCGAAAUGGUGGCCCUUCAGCUCAGUACUUUGUUUCUUGCUGCGAGUGAAGCCGGUGUGAAAGCGGAUGUUUGAAACGGGUGGGGCGUAGCGAGCUUCACGAGUUGAGAACGAGGAGUGUGGCGUUCUGCUUGGCGAGCAGGAGGCUGAGCUUGGAAAGGCACAAUGCAGGGCGACAGGAAGCAGUCAAGAUAUGGGAAAAUGCGAGCUUCGUUCGAUUCGGAGGGAACCAGUCUAGGACCCUCUCCUCCUCAAUCACCGCCCCGUUCUACUACGGGUAGUCAUGGGCAUCCCCACCCGCUGUAUUACGUGCAGUCUCCCUCACGAGACUCCAUCACUUUCAAUGAAGGCGACUCUCUGUCUCAGUCUUACGCGAGAUCUACCCCUUCUGGUAGUCCUCUGGCCUCGCCUUUGCACAAAUCAUUCACGACGAAAAGUCACCACCAAGAAGUCCAUCACCUCCACAGUAUUCCAGGAAGCAACCCAAAGCCGGGCUCGAGGCGAGUCCUCCCUCAGCCUGCAAAUGUCGCCGCCCCCGCAGCCAAGAAAGGCUACCAGCCUUGGAAUGCCAGUACCAUUCAGGAGGAGGAAGAACAAAUGCCCUCGUCUGAGAAGAGAGGCCUGUCACGGUGGUGCAUCGUGUUCCUAGCUGUUAUUUUUUCUCUGGUUUUCAUUUUCAUCGUCGGCCUCAUAUUCUGGCUCGUUUGCCGUCCCUCAUCGCCCGUCAUCUCUGUGAAGAGCAUUCAGUUUCAAAAUUUCCUCCUCGCGGAAGGCAAUGACCAGUCCGGAGUUCCUACCAAGGUGCUCACCGUCAACUGCACGACCACGUUGGUAUUUGAAAAUCCUUCCAAGUACUUCGGCUUCCACGUCUCCCCCGCGCAGAUGCGGGUGAUCUAUCAGCAGCUGGAGGUUGCCGACGGAGAGUCGAAGAAAUUUUAUCAAAAGAAGCAAAGUACAGGCACCAUCGUAGUGUCAGUACAUACGAAUAAGGCGCCCGUGUACGGCGCAGGGCCGAGUCUUACCAGCACCUUCAGCGCCGGGCAGGGAGUUCAACUCCAACUGCAAAUUUACGUUAAGUCGCGUGCGAAUGUGGUCUGGAAGAUUGUGAGACCCAAAUAUACGAGCAGAAUCACAUGUAACAUUAUCGUGGACUCAAGCAAGUCUGGAAAUUUGAAACUUCUCCAAAAGGUGUGCAAGCCCAGCUAAGCCAGGGGCUCGAAUCAGGCUCUCACCUCUCCGUGAGAGUCGUGUGACAUUAGUAUUGGAUUCCGAUCUCAGCACUGCUUGACGUUUAUUUUAUAUUCUUCUUUCAACCGCUUGCAGGGAUGUACAUUUUACCGAUCCAUGCUGUAUCUGUGCUAUAGUUGUAGAUGGUUUAGGACCGAAUUAGGAUCACUCUAGCAGCUUUAUCUGGUUAACCUACUCCAGCGUGGGGGACGUGAUGUAUCAGAGGUGGUUCCAAAUUAUCAGCGUUCCACCACGAGCAGCCGAACUAGUGCCGGAGGAAAUUCUCUGGUCUCAUGUAAACUAAUUGCGGUGUUGGCAUCUUUUGUAGCACUGACAGGGAGCGACUUUUUAGCUCUUCUCAGUGUAUUUUUGUUGUCGAGAGAGGUAUAAGACACCAGCACUUUGCUGGCCUAAGUUACUGAAAUUGUAGAUAUCACCGGGAUAGUGGUGUUAAGGAGUGGAUUGGCCUUCAUCUUGUAUCGUUAAGACAGAUUCACACAAGCGUGUGGCAACUUCUAGGUUGCCGAGUGGGUUUCUUCCAGGCUGCUUUCUACUUCGUCGAGUUUCGAAAAAGAAAUAAAGAUCUAUAUAUAAAUAUAAUAUUGUGGUUAUAGGUCGACC
Molecule: messenger RNA, 2163 nt
Organism: Marchantia polymorpha subsp. ruderalis
Lineage: Eukaryota; Viridiplantae; Streptophyta; Marchantiopsida; Marchantiales; Marchantiaceae
Source: the annotation of a GenBank genome assembly